GAAUCUCCACUCGCGCCUUCUUCUAAAAAAAAACACCAUCAUUUUCUUUCUGACUGAGGUGCAGAAAGCGCUUGUUGUGGCCAGGCUAGCGGCUCAACAACAAAUCACGACAGGAAGGGGUAUUUCUGUAACGCCUGUGGUCAAGUUUUGAAAAACAAAACAAAAACAACAGCAAACGGUUUAAUUAAAACCUUGUCGGAACCUGUGGGUCCCCGGGUCUACCCGAUGAGCAUGAGCCAGACUACAGAACCCACUAACGAUGGCGCCACUGUUACAGAAGAGGCUAAAAUAACGACGGAUGAGAAGGAGAAGGCGGCAGAGGAAGUGUUAAAGGAGGCAGAGGAAGAAGAGGAGGAGGAGGAGUACGUGGUGGAAAAGGUCCUGAAUCGGCGGGUGGUAAAAGGCAGAGUGGAGUACCUUCUCAAGUGGAAAGGGUUUUCUAAUGAGGAUAACACUUGGGAGCCAGAGGAAAACUUGGACUGUCCAGAUCUGAUAGCAGAAUAUCUACAGAAACAAAAAUCGGCCCACGAGGGAAAGAGGAAAGCAGCCGGAGACUCCGAGGGCGAUGAGAGCAAAUCGAAGAAGAAAAAGGACGAUAAUGAGAAGUUAAGAGGCUUCGCUCGAGGCCUGGAGCCAGAGAGGAUCAUCGGAGCCACAGAUUCUACAGGAGAGCUCAUGUUCCUCAUGAAAUGGAAGCAUUCGGAUGAGGCCGACCUGGUGCCAGCAAAAGAAGCCAAUGUGAAGUGUCCACAGGUGGUGAUCUCCUUCUAUGAAGAGAGACUCACCUGGCACUCGUAUCCUCCAGAGGAGGAGAAAAAAGAUGAGAAAAACUGAGGCAUGGCGACGUUCUCGACUCGGCUGGGGAAGACGAACGAAAAGACCAGCAAGACAUUUCGUGGACUCAUUCGUCGUUUUGGUGUUCAACUCAAUCAAUGCAGUCAUUUAUGUGUCCUUUCUGGUCUGUGUAUCAACAUUCCUUUCACCUUCGUUUAAAUAUGGCAUUCAAAACCGACAGCUGUUCAAUGUGGGAGAUUUUUUUUUUUUCCGGGAAAACUGGGUUUGCAAAAUUAAGUGAUUAUCGGUUCAUUUUAUCAGUGUACAGAAACUGAAUUAUUCUCAAAUCAUUUUCUAAUACAAAUUAACGAUGAGCUACUGAGCAUUUAAAAAGUUAAAAUUUUAAGAUAUGCUUGUAAUCUGUUCUAAUAGUUUUUUUUUUUCUCCUGAUAUUUUAGAUUGGGCAUAAAAAGAGCCCAAAGCAGGCAUGUUUUUUUUUUACUUUGGAUCGUUUAUGAGGUGGACAUGUUUGUUGCUGUUCUGCUUGUUUACAGUACGAGUUGUUUAUUUUUUUUUAUACCAGUUCGGGUUUUAUUUACAUAUGUGCAGAAAUCCCUGUUGUUUUUGUUGGGCUUUUCCUUCUCCCCCGUUUCACUGUGACAACCAUAUUUUAUUUCAGUCCCCUCCCAGUUAAAAUCUCAUCUAAACCUCCUAUUCUUUAGUCAUUAAAUUGUACCACGGGUAAGAUUUUGUUCACUAAUGUAGAAUGUCACUGUUUUGCAGUGUUUGCAUUCAAAAACAUUGAUAAAAUCAGAGAAACUUGUAUUGUUUUGGUAUUUUA
Cyprinodon variegatus (sheepshead minnow) is the source of this 1615-nucleotide messenger RNA. It is a transcript of the gene cbx1b, whose product is annotated as chromobox 1. The coding region runs from base 226 to 834 and encodes 202 amino acids. The transcript is spliced from 6 exons. Gene Ontology annotation, cellular component: pericentric heterochromatin; nucleus. Gene Ontology annotation, molecular function: chromatin binding. Gene Ontology annotation, biological process: negative regulation of transcription by RNA polymerase II; chromatin organization. Lineage: Eukaryota; Metazoa; Chordata; Actinopteri; Cyprinodontiformes; Cyprinodontidae. The record is from RefSeq and is a predicted model, not a curated record.